This is a messenger RNA of Dentiscutata erythropus, 714 nucleotides long. Lineage: Eukaryota; Fungi; Glomeromycota; Glomeromycetes; Diversisporales; Gigasporaceae. The record is from the annotation of a GenBank genome assembly.
AUGUCUUCUUUAUUCGUUGCUUUUUGCUUUACCAAAAAUGUUACUGGAAGUGAUAAGUAUAUUUCAGGAACUGCUGUAUAUCGAGCAACCCAUAAUAUUGAUGAAUUCCAUGAAAUUACCUUCAAAGGUUUUACUGGCAAUCUCGAUUCAUUGAUUGUACUCUUUGAGGAAAAUUGUAUUCUCUUAUUUACUGGCAGAUACGUAUAUGAAGAUUCAGAAUAUGUCACUUUGGUUCAAACUGUUCUGCUUUCUUAUUCAGAGGGUGAUUACGUUCUUACUCCUGAAGACCUUCCAAAUUCAUCUCCUUUAUUAAUUUACUCUGCUCCCAUUGUACCAAACUCUUACAUUCCUGAUAAUAGAGGAGGACAAGAAAGCUUUAUGUUAGCAAGAAGUUUAUAUAAUGAGGUUACUAUCUUAUCAGUUAUUAGAUACUUGAAAAUUAGACAAUCAAAACUUCCACAUCUCAUUGCUACCGACAUUGAAUGGACUUAUGUACCUGGUGAUUCAUCACCCUCCACCCCUUCUACUACUACAAAAGUAUCUUCUCAAAGAGAACUUGAUACCUAUCUUGAAAGUAUUGAAGAAAAAUAUGCUACGCUAACCUCUCAAGUUCCUCAAAAAAGACAAAAACUUAAUAUACGACCCUCACAUACCAAACCUUUAAAUAACAAAUUAACAUCCCUCAAUUUUCCUGAAAUCAUCUCUCAAUUUUGA